AUGUCACUUUCAAGAUCAUCUUCAUUGUCCCGAUCAUCUCCUUCCCCCAAGACUUCCAUCAUUAUAUCCAAUUUUGCCAAGGAGGACUUUGUUAAGCCAGAAGGCAACUCGACCAAGCCAAAACUCGUUUCCAAAACCAUAUCAUUGGUGGAUCAAAUCAAAUUAUCAGUGUUGAACAAAGAUGACAAAAUCUUAAAUCAUAUUACAUAUUGGUCCGUUUUACCAUUCUUGAAUCGCAUCAUAAUCAUUUUCAAUGAUGAACAGAUUGCAAGUCAAACUUUGACUUAUUUACGCGGAGUAUUGAAACCAUACGAUUACCUUAAGUUAUCAUUGCAAGAAAAUUUAUUACAACGAUCAAAGUCACAAGAUCAAAUACAAGAAAUGAAUUCGCCAAACUCAAACUUGAAUGUGACAAAGAGUUUGGCGAAUUUCAGAACUUUCCAUAAUGAUCCAAACAAUGAAUCAAAUGUAUUGGAGUAUGUUGAACCAGCACCAGCGCAAUUCAAUGUAUUGUCGGAUUUAUCAAAAUUGGGCAUAGAUUUGAGGGAUUACAAUAGUGACGAGCAAUUAAAUGAAUUGAAGGAAGAUGAGCUAGAGCAGCAGCAGCAACUGGAUCAAGAAAGAAGGUCAAAGAGUCCAGGGUCAUUAUCACCAAUGGCAUCACCAAGACAAGAUGAUUUGGCCCCGCUGCUGUCGGCACAACUGCUGCCUGUAUUAAGAAGAAGAUCGACAAAGACAUUGUUUAGACCCAGCUUGAAGGUGAAAACUGGUGAUGAUAAUGACACUGGAAAGACUGAGAAGCAUGGAGUGUUGCAAUCACCGGCGCAAAUCAAGCUGGAUGAGUAUCCUCAAUCGCCAACGAUAACUUUGGAUGAAACUUUUUAG
Lodderomyces parapsilosis is the source of this 885-nucleotide messenger RNA. RefSeq lists its product as uncharacterized. The transcript has a single exon. Bases 1 to 885 code for a protein of 294 amino acids. The record is from RefSeq and is a predicted model, not a curated record. NCBI's taxonomy places the organism in Eukaryota, Fungi, Ascomycota, Pichiomycetes, Serinales, Debaryomycetaceae.